AUGUCAAUCAACGUUUCAAAUGCAGUUAGCUGGGCAAGAGAUAUAGCACCCUCCCAUUACAUGUUGGAGAUUGAAUCAUUCUCCAGUCUUACUAAGAUGCUCACAGAAAAUGGAACCCAGUUUUUCAAGUCCAAAAUCUUUGAAGCUAGUGGUUACAAAUGGACAUUUUCUUUAUAUCCCAAUGGUGAUGGUGAUGGCAAGGGACACAUCUCUGUUUCCCUGUGUAUUGAAGACACAGAUGCAUUGCCUUUGAGUUGGGAGAUAUACACAGAUUUGAAAUUUUUAAUAUUCGAUCAUAAGCGUGACAAAUACUCAAUCUUUCAAGGUGGUGUAGUUAACAGGUUUCAUAGAUUAAAACCAGAGUGUGGCAUCGCGAAAUUGGUCCCUCGUGAUGUGUUUGAUGAUGCUACAAAUGGUUAUCUUGUUACUAACAAAUGUGUUUUUGGAGUUGAGGUUCUCGUGCUUGAUUCUAAGUUUACCCGAGAAUGUUUGAGCCCAGCCGUGAAAGUUGAUAAAACCUUCACUUGGAAAGUAUUAGAGUACAGUAAAUUAAACAGUCAAGCUCGUUAUUCCGAUAAAUUUACUGCAGGCUCCCUCAUAUGGAAGUUGAGACUGGACCCCCUUGGAGAUAGCAAAUCCUAUGGGGAAAACCUUGCUGUGUAUUUGAUGUUGGAUCCACAAAAUAUCUGUUCUCGAAUGUUGGUAUAUUUCAUGCUACGGAUAAGAAAUCAGAAGUCUGGAAAACAUAAAGAGAUGCAACUUUGUAGAUGCUUUGCUCCUGGACCUCUGGGCUGGGGCAGUUCCGUUUUUAUGUCGCUAACUGAGCUCCGGGAUUCAUCUAAGGGAUUCCUAGUUAACGAUUGUAUUAUCAUUGAAGCACUUAUCAACAAUGUGGCCACCGUCACCAGCUAA
This is a messenger RNA of Ipomoea triloba (trilobed morning glory), 912 nucleotides long. RefSeq lists its product as uncharacterized. The transcript has 6 exons. The record is from RefSeq and is a predicted model, not a curated record. NCBI's taxonomy places the organism in Eukaryota, Viridiplantae, Streptophyta, Magnoliopsida, Solanales, Convolvulaceae. The coding region runs from base 1 to 912 and encodes 303 amino acids. Gene Ontology annotation, molecular function: protein binding.